Messenger RNA from Aspergillus oryzae RIB40, 900 nucleotides. RefSeq names its product Zn(II)2Cys6 transcription factor. The transcript has 4 exons. Gene Ontology annotation, biological process: regulation of DNA-templated transcription. NCBI's taxonomy places the organism in Eukaryota, Fungi, Ascomycota, Eurotiomycetes, Eurotiales, Aspergillaceae. Gene Ontology annotation, molecular function: zinc ion binding; DNA-binding transcription factor activity, RNA polymerase II-specific. The record is from RefSeq and is a predicted model, not a curated record. Bases 1 to 900 code for a protein of 299 amino acids.
AUGAGCGGAUCUGCCGUCGCUUCACGUGGUGGACGAGUGCGGACGGCCUGCGAUCUAUGUCGACAUCGGAGGAUUGGCUGUGACAGAGCGAAACCAGCCUGCGAAACAUGUACCCUGGCAGGGGUGCCUUGCACUUUCACCCCGACAGCGCAACAACGGAAAAGCGUCCGCGAAGAGCUGGCCGAUGCGAAAGCUAGAGUACGACAUCUGGAAGAAGCACUGAAGGCAGAGCGAGAGAACCGUCUGAAUUCGGACCAAUAUACGCCUCCCAAAGCUCUUUCAAGCGGAAGCAGUCCUCUUGAGAUCCCCCACCAGUUCCUCAGUUCGUGGUCAGCCACCACCUACCUGCUUGAAUCAUACAGCUUCGAUGCAGCGCUCUCAAACUUUCGGUGGCAUCUAGGGUUCUGCGGUCCCCGCGCCGCUCCUUUUGCUCUGACCCCAAGCUUCUCCUCUACCGUUUACGAACGGACGGGGUUCGUUCUCAACAUUGAAGAUUUCUUAAAUCAACUAGCCCAAUCGUUCAAACUGCAGUAUCCAACACAUUCAACGAGGACCAUUGUUCCAAAAUGGCCACCGCGGUCUCUAAUCCAGCGUUCAAUUGAGUACUUUUCGAAAAACAGACUCUAUUCCAUCUUCCCAGCUGUCGAUAUUGAAAAUACACCCCUCCAUCUCGAUCCAAAAGCCCUUGGCAAUCCCGACAUCACAACAAGUCCUGCUAACUACGCCUGUCUGGUUGCAUUAACGGCUCUGGUCACCCGAAUCCGCGGGGAUGACAUGGCUUUUGCUGAUGCCGACCCUGAUGCAUACGUGCAAGCAGUGCUGACUUUGUUACCUGAAUUAAUGAUAGACAAUGCCAAUCUACGAAGCCUUGAAGCUCUUAUUUUGUUAGGCACCCCCUGA